AUGUCAGAGGAAUCUGCAGCCGAAGCACCGAGUAGCCAUGCGCAUCUGAAUUUGCCAACUACGCGCAAAUGCGGCCUGUGCAAGACAAUCCCAGACUUCCAGCUCUACUUGCAAUUCGGCCCCAGCGUCGACCGCAGCACGAGGCUAAAGAUCGAGCGAUACAUAAAAAACUCUCUCUCCUCAUCCGGCCCACGCUCAACCACCGCCGACCACUUACCAAUGCCCGGGCGCAAGCGUCGACGAUACAAUGACGAUGCCUAUGACGAUGGCCACAAUGCCGAUGCAGAUGCUGACCGCGGCGUGGACUCUGGCCUGUCCAUAGCUUUUUACGACCAGAAUGCCGGGUUCGACCUUGACACUACGGCGGACGACGCGUUUUGUCAGGGCAUAGACUAUGAGCGCGGCACAAAUGAGAUCAUUGGUCUGCACAGCGAUGCGAACAUGGGCAACCUCUGCUUUAACUGCUCGAUGCCCGGACAUGAGCUGAGAGACUGCCCGACUGCGCUGGAUAAUGACAGGAUCCAGGCCAAUCGUGACGCAUUCAAGGAACGUGGAUCGGGACAAUUCAACAGUCGACUUUACCUGGCUGUGGAUGACGAAAAACGCAUGGAGGAAAUGCGCAAGAGCAUUUUGCCCGGCCAACCUCUGUCGCUCGAGCUCAGGGAGGCCCUAGGGCUUUGUCACGGGGAAGAGGAGGAGGCGGGUGGUUAUGUGCCGGAGUUUAUUGAGCGCAUGUACUUGCACGGGUAUCCGCCCGCGUACCUUGGAACCAAGGCUGGCGAGGACCCCAUGUGUGCUAGGGCCAUGCACCUAUCACCCUCGAUCCGCCCACCUACUCCGCAAUUGCACAUAUACAAUGACGCUGCCGACUAUGAAAACGGCGAUUCGGGCGAAAAGGACGAACAGGACACACAGGUCAAACAGGGCAAACAGGUCAAUGCCAAAGAGGCACUCCAUAGUGGAUCCCGUGACACGAAGGCCAGCAAUGAGAUGGAUGCCACGGGCAGCGAUGAGGAGGGCGCGAUCAGCGACGGUGAGCUAGAUGCAGAGCCGGAGACAGAGUCAGAACGAAAGCCCAGCAGUGCCUGCCAAUACACCGGCGAAGCCUUCAGCGUUCCACUGGUAAUGUAUCCGGGCCUGGACCUGGCCGAAUUUGACUUUGCCUCGAUUUCACGCCCAGGAAGGCCGUUACGGCCGCGCACACCCUACAAUCGCAUGCACGCCCUGAAUGCGCGGCUCUCUCGACCAGAUAAUAUUGACAAUGGUGGCUACCAAUCUGCCAACGACUUGUCAUAUUACGACAAUGGUGGCUCCGGGUACUACAACAGCCAUAGGCGCGACGGGUACUCUAAUGGACGCAGCUACCGCGCUCCUUACGAUGAGGAUCGGUAUCACGGUCGCCGCGACCAUCGGGAAUACCGCGAGUCUUACGAUGACAGGCGCUCGAAUUCCCUGGAGUCCCGUGGAUCUUACAGGGAAAAUAUUGGCGAAAACUAUGAUCGGAGCGUGGAAAGCUAUGCCUCGCAUCAGCACCAGCCACCACCACCAGAUUCACCACCACCUCUUCUACCACAAUCGCCUUCAAAUGACCACUACAGUGACUCAUUUGGCGCCCAUCAACUGCAGGACGAUGUCUCUCAGCCCAAGUCGCAGGCCACGACUCUCGCUGGCGAAUCUCAGGGCCAAACUAAUCCUAGCGCAACAGACAUUCUCGAUCCGAAACCACCUGUUGAUCCCGCAAAUGGAGACACCGGCGAGAGUGACGGCGAAAUUGAGGACGGCGAGUGCGAUAUGGAAGAGUCUGACUGA
Messenger RNA from Kickxella alabastrina, 1809 nucleotides. RefSeq lists its product as uncharacterized. The transcript has a single exon. Gene Ontology annotation, cellular component: catalytic step 2 spliceosome. The record is from RefSeq and is a predicted model, not a curated record. Gene Ontology annotation, molecular function: RNA binding; zinc ion binding. NCBI's taxonomy places the organism in Eukaryota, Fungi, Kickxellomycota, Kickxellomycetes, Kickxellales, Kickxellaceae. Bases 1 to 1809 code for a protein of 602 amino acids.